Oncorhynchus keta (chum salmon) is the source of this 744-nucleotide messenger RNA. RefSeq names its product protein diaphanous homolog 3-like. Gene Ontology annotation, biological process: actin filament polymerization. The record is from RefSeq and is a predicted model, not a curated record. Gene Ontology annotation, cellular component: actin filament; cytoplasm. Bases 7 to 744 code for a protein of 245 amino acids. The transcript is spliced from 5 exons. Lineage: Eukaryota; Metazoa; Chordata; Actinopteri; Salmoniformes; Salmonidae. Gene Ontology annotation, molecular function: microtubule binding; actin binding.
UUCAGGAUGCCUUACUGUCUCUCUCUCUCUCUUCUCUCCUCAGCUAUCUUCCUGGGGUCCUUCAGGAUGCCUUACCAGGAGAUCAGACGGGCCGUCCUAGAGGUCGACGAAGAACAGCUCACUGAACCCAUGAUACAGAACUUGGUUAAACACCUUCCUGAACAGGAGCAGCUGAAUGCUUUGAUGAAGUUUCAGAAUGACUACAACAGUCUGUCUGAGCCUGAGCAGUUUGGAGUGGUGAUGAGCAGUGUGAAGCGACUGCGGCCCCGUCUCAACUCCAUCCUGUUUAAGCUGCAGUUUGAUGAACAGGUCAACAACCUCCGUCCAGACAUCAUGGAUGUUAACGCAGCCUGUGAAGAGGUGAGGAAGAGCAAGGGGUUCAGCCGGCUGCUGGAGCUGGUUCUUCUGCUGGGCAACUACAUGAAUGCAGGCUCUCGCAACGCACAGAGCUACGGCUUUGACCUGGGUUCCCUCUGCAAGCUGAAGGACACGAAGUCAGCUGACCAGAAGUCAACGUUACUCCACUUCCUGGCUGCGGUGUGUGAGGAGGAGUUCCCAGAGGUCACCAAGUUCUCCGACGACCUGCAGCACGUAGACCGAGCCAGCCGAGGUAGGAGACAGAAACACACCACAGCCGGCAGAGAUCGACACCUAUAUCUGUCCACAAUGUGUCCGUAUUCCCUUUUCCUGCGCUAUAUUCAAAUUCCAGUAUGCAUUCUACAGCUAACCUCUGUAGCAAACUAG